AUGGACUAUGACCUGCAGACUUUCUCCUCAGCAGAGCUGAAGGCCGUAGGUGCUGUUCAGUUCGGGCUCCUGUCCCCGGACGAACUGCGGCGCCUCUCGGUGGUGCGGGUUGAGUACGACGUAGCGUUCGAGCGUGGCGUGCCCAAGGCCGGGGGGGUGCUGGAUCCUCGGCUGGGGGCAAUCGACCGGAACUUUCCAUGUGCAACUUGCGAGGGGUCGUCGAUCGACUGUCCGGGGCACUUUGGUCACAUCGAGCUGGUCAAACCGGUGUUCAACGUGUUGAUGCUGUCCACCGUGCUGAAAACGCUUCGUUGCGUGUGUUACUAUUGUUCCCGUUUGCUUGUUGAUGGUUCAGACUCGCGCAUGCUGCGGGCAGCGAGGAUUAAGGAUCCCGUCAAGCGUUUUCAGGCGGUUUUUCAACUCUGUAACGGAACAAGGGUUUGUGGCGGAGGCGCCGACAGCUCGGAGGAACAGCUGAUGCUGCCUGCCGCCGUUCUCGAGGCUAGGGAGCGUAUUGGCAAGCCUCGGGAAGGGUGCGGGAACCUUCAACCACAUGUAACACGUGACGGCCUGCGAAUUCUCGCGGAGUUUCCUGACGCGGAGGCCUUUGCAGCCGAGCGCAAGCAGGAGCUUGCCGCAGAGCGCGUCCAACAGAUAUUCCGACACAUUCGUGACGAAGACCUAGAGCUCCUCGGCUUUCAUCCGCGGUUUUCCCGACCAGAAUGGAUGGUUCUGAGCGUGCUACCGGUGCCGCCACCACACGUGCGACCCUCGAUCCAGAUGGAUGCAGUGUCACGAGGGGAGGACGAUCUGACGUUCAAACUGGGCGACAUCAUCAAGGCGAACAAUGCCCUGCAGCGACUGGAGGCGGAAGGAGCGCCCGCCCAUGUUAUUCGGGAGCAGUACGUGCUUCUGCAAUUCCACGUUGCCACAUUUAUGAACAACGAUUUGCCGGGCAUGCCUCGAGCGACACUGAGAAGUGGACGUCCGCUCAAGUCCAUCGCCCAACGACUCAAAGGCAAAGAGGGUCGUGUCCGCAACAAUCUCAUGGGCAAAAGGGUGAACUUUUCGGCACGAACGGUGAUCACUGCAGAUCCGCAGCUGGCGCUUGAUGAAGUCGGUGUCCCGCGCUCCGUGGCUAUGACCCUCACCUACCCCGAAGUAGUAACGCCGUAUAAUAUCGACCGCUUAUGGGAAGCGGUGCGAAACGGACCCAACGCCUAUCCGGGUGCAUUGUUUGUGAUUCGAAACGAUGGCAAGCGGAUUGCGUUGCAGUUUGUGCGCCGAUCGGCGGAUAUCGUGCUCGAACCGGGCUGCGUCGUGGAACGACACCUUCUGAACGGAGACCUAGUGCUCUUCAAUCGUCAACCGUCUUUGCAUCGCAUGUCGAUCAUGGGACACCGGGUGCGCAUCCUACCGUACUCAACGUUCCGCAUGAACCUCAGCGCAACCAGUCCCUACAAUGCGGAUUUUGACGGUGACGAAAUGAACCUUCAUGUCCCGCAGUCGGAGGAGGUUCGAGCGGAAAUCAAGGAACUCAUGGCAGUCCCCAAGAAUAUUGUAUCUCCGCAGGCAAAUCGCCCAGUGAUGGGCAUCGUGCAGGAUUCACUGCUGGGCUGCAUGCUCUUUACAUUGCGAGAUACGUUUUUGGAGGAAGACACGGUCUUUAAUCUUCUGUUGCACUUGCCGCACUUUGACGGACGCAUUCCGGCACCAGCAAUUCUGAAGCCGCGGCCACUCUGGACGGGAAAGCAGAUCUUUUCGCUGCUUUUACCAGACGGCGUGAAUCUAGAGCGCCUCUCCAACGGACAUCCCGAUCAUGAGCGUACAAUCAUGACGCCCAGUGAUACUCGCGUGCUCAUCCAGAACGGAGAGCUCAUCACCGGCAUCGUAGACAAACGCACGGUAGGAUCCAGCGCGGGGUCGCUGAUUCACGUCACCUGGAAGGAGUCAGGUCCAGAGAGAACGAGUCAACUGAUCUCCGAUAUUCAACUCUUAAUCAAUUAUUGGCUUAUGCAGAACGGUAUGAGCAUUGGCAUUGGAGACUGUAUUGCUGAUGCACACACCAUGGCCGCUAUUAACCGAACGAUUCAAGAAGCGAAGGACGAGGUGCGGCAGCUUAUCCGUCUGGCACAAGAGGGUCGCCUCGAGCGUCAGCCCGGCAAAACGAUGCUGGAGUCGUUCGAGGCCUGCGUGAAUCGCGUACUGAACAGUGCCCGCGACAAGGCCGGUGGCUUUGCACAGGAGAGUCUCCUUCCAAGCAACAACAUCAAGCGGAUGGUGUCCGCCGGCAGCAAAGGCUCCUUCAUUAAUGUUUCCCAGAUUGUGGCAUGUGUUGGCCAGCAGAACGUCGAGGGCAAGCGCAUCCCGUACGGCUUUCGUCGCCGAACACUUCCCCAUUUCGUGGUGGACGAUUUGUCACCCGAGGCCCGAGGAUUCGUGGAGAACUCGUACCUCCGGGGACUGACUCCCGAGGAGGUCUUCUUUCAUGCCAUGGGCGGUCGAGAGGGUCUCAUCGACACCGCAGUGAAGACUGCUGAAACCGGCUACAUCCAGAGACGCCUCAUGAAGGCCAUGGAAGACAUUCGGAUUGAAUAUGACGGUACUGUACGCAACUCGCUGGGCGAUGUGAUGCAGUUCCUCUACGGAGAUGAUGCCGCAGACGGGGCCAUGCUGGAGGUGCAGGAGCUGCGCCUUGUGCGCGCAAGUAACCAGGAAAUGGAAGCGCUCUUUCGUUUAGACGUAUACGACCGAGAUUUCGGCCUCGGCUACAUAGAACCUGACCUAAUCGACGCGGUGCGAACGGAUCCUGAAGUGGCGCUCGAGCUCGAAGAAGAGUACCAACAGCUCUUGGCGGAUCGCGAGCAACUCUGCGCGGUCUUUCCCACGGGUGAGGCCAAGUGGCCGCUUAUGGUGAAUGUUCAGCGGUUGAUCCAGAACUGUCGCUCUAUUUUCGGUAUUCAACACGAUACACUGAGCGACUUGCAUCCCCGGCAAAUCAUUCAAGGCGUGCGCGUACUGCUCCAGCGCUGCGUCGUUGUUCCUGGCGACGAUGAGCUCUCCCGCGAGGCCCAGCGGAACGCAGUACUGCUCUUUGCGGCCCACGUGCGGGCAGAGCUCGCCACGAAGCGUGUCCUGCAGAUUCACCGGCUGAACAGCAAAGCUUUUGCCUGGCUUCUCGGCGAGAUUGAGACGCGCUUUGUGCGAGCACGAGCAACACCUGGUGAAAUGGUUGGCGCGGUUGCUGCCCAGUCGCUGGGUGAGCCUGCCACCCAGAUGACCCUGAACACAUUUCAUUUUGCGGGUGUGUCGGCAAAGAACGUCACCCUGGGAGUCCCGCGUCUCAAAGAGCUGAUCAACGUAGCUCGUCAAGCGAAAACUCCAUCUGUUACGGUGUAUCUGAAGAGCGGCAAAGAUAAGGAGCUGGCGAAUAUUGUGCAGAGUGAGCUAGAGCAGUGCCGACUCCGCGACGUGGUCGAAAGCAGCGCCAUCUACUUUGAUCCGGAUCCCGCGAACACCGUUGUGGAAGCGGAUCGGGAAUGGGUCCGCGACUACUUCGACUUGCCCGAUGAGAUGGACCGGCCCGAGCGCUUAUCGCCUUGGCUUUUGCGCAUCGUCCUGAGCACCGAGAUGAUGAUUGACAAACGCCUGCGAUUGAGCGAUGUUGCUCGUCGUCUGCGGGCGGAGUUUGGUGGCGACCUCUCCGUUGUCUAUUCGGAUGACAAUGCCGAGCAACUGGUGAUGCACAUUCGCAUGGCCGGAGACGAGUACGAGAAAGGCGCGCUGGGCGUUCCGAUUCUCGGCGAGUCGGAGCGCCUUGACGAUACACUGAACCUACUGGGGCCUGGCGACAUGACCGCGGGCGGGAACCAGUCGCUAGAGGCACUGGACUCGGGCACCGUUGAGGAGCAAGAUGAUGUUUUUCUGAAGCGUAUUGAACUAGCGCUCCUAGAGGAUAUGCAGCUGAAAGGGAUUCCAGGUAUUCGAAAGGUGUUCCUGCGUCAGACGCAACGUGUUCUCUUUGAUCCCGAGGCAGGAUCUUUUCGCAGUGCGCCUGAGUGGGUGCUAGAUACCGAAGGGACGGCGCUAUUGGCGGUGCUUUCCCAUCCGGAUGUGGAUGCGAGGCGCACGAUUUCCAACGAGAUUACCGAAGUGCUACAAGUGCUCGGGAUUGAGGCUGCUCGGCAAGCGCUUUACAAUGAGAUGUACGCGGUGCUGAGUUUUGAUGGAUCCAGUGUUGGAUACCGGCACUUGGCGUUGCUGGUCGAGGUGAUGACCUGUCGCGGAAUGCUCAUACCUGUAUCUCGAUUCGGAAUUAAUCGACUCGAGACGGGACCAUUGAUGCGCUGCACUUUUGAAGAGACCGUCGAGAUUCUCGCAACCGCGGCGACCUUUGGCGUUCGUGAUGCUUGUGAGGGUGUCUCGCAAGCGGUGAUUCUGGGGCAACGAGCAAAAGUAGGCACCGGGGCCUUUUCACUAACGCUCGACGAGUCUGUACUGAAUCAGGCAGAAACGGAAACGAGCGUUGCUGCAGUGCGGGACGCCCACGUCGGCGGUGUCUUUGCGAAAGCCUAUGCUGCAGCCGACGUGGAUGCAGAUCACUGGACACCAGCGUACACGCCAGGAGCAACGCCUGGGAUGGCCAGCGACGGCUUCGCAGCGCCCUGGACUCCGAGUUUGAACCUCGCGAGUCCGUACGGUUCAUUUUCCCCAGCCGUUGGCUUUAGCCCAGCAACGAGCACAUAUGUCGGUGGUGAUGCGAUGAAGGAUGCCGGUCGGUAUGGGCUCGGUGGAACCUCACCCUUUGCGAGCUUCUCCGCUAGUGCGACGACUCCGAAUUGGGCUCCGAGUCCCGCGGGGGGCGGGACCGGUACGUUGGGCGCAUUUUCGCCAUCGAGUCCCGCCUAUUCGCCAACGAGUCCUCGUUUGGUGUCGCCGACGAGCCCUGCAUACUCACCAACAAGUCCUGCGUAUUCGCCGACGAGCCCUGCAUACUCACCAACAAGUCCUGCGUAUUCGCCGACGAGCCCUGCAUACUCACCAACAAGUCCUGCGUAUUCGCCGACGAGCCCUGCGUAUUCGCCUUCAUCACCGAAUGUUGCAUAUUCGCCUUCAUCACCGAAUGUUGCCUAUUCACCUUCUUCACCGAAUGUUGCCUAUUCACCUUCUUCACCGAAUGUUGCAUAUUCACCUUCUUCACCGAAUGUUGCAUAUUCGCCCUCAUCACCGAAUGUUGCAUAUUCGCCCUCAUCACCGAACGUUGCGUACUCGCCUUCUUCACCGAAUGUUGCAUACUCGCCCUCAUCACCGAAUGUAGCGUAUUCACCUUCUUCACCGGUUGCAUAUUCACCCUCUUCACCGAACGUUGCCUACUCACCCUCAUCACCGAAUGUGGCAUACUCGCCUUCGUCACCGGCGUUUUCACCAUCGUCACCUGUAUAUUCUCCAAAAAACAAAUAG
This is a messenger RNA of Cyanidioschyzon merolae strain 10D, 5460 nucleotides long. RefSeq names its product RNA polymerase II largest subunit. The transcript has a single exon. Gene Ontology annotation, biological process: transcription by RNA polymerase II. Gene Ontology annotation, cellular component: RNA polymerase II, core complex. Gene Ontology annotation, molecular function: DNA binding. The coding region runs from base 1 to 5460 and encodes 1819 amino acids. NCBI's taxonomy places the organism in Eukaryota, Rhodophyta, Bangiophyceae, Cyanidiales, Cyanidiaceae. The record is from RefSeq and is a predicted model, not a curated record.